CUACCCAGGACCAGCAGCUAAUGCUUCAAGCUUUAUACAUCACUUGAAAGACUAGUUGUCACACAGAAAGAGAGAGAACGAGAAAGUGUUGAACUUAAUUAAGAUGGCAGAAGUGAUCCUCCACGUAUAUGACGUUACAAAUAGUAAUUCCAGCAAUGAAACCCUAAAUUUCGCCCUCGUUCAACUCAAUAACUUCUGUAAAGAAGCCAUCCCUAUCGGCGGCGUCUUUCACACCGCUGUCCAGGUUUAUGGCGACGAGGAAUGGGGAUACGAGCAGUGCGAUAAAGGCACCGGUGUUUACAGCUGUCCCGCCGGCAAAAACCUGAUGUACACAUACCGUGAACGUAUAGUUCUCGGAAGAACAAAUUGCUACGCUGCCAAGGUGAGUCAGAUCCUAAAAGAACUUAGUCAGGACUGGCCGGGAAUUAAGUACGAUCUGCGGGCAAAAAACUGUAACCAUUUCUGUAAUGAGUUGUUGCAGAGGCUGGGAGUGCCCAAGCUUCCGCCAUGGGUAAAUAGGUUUGCCGAUGUCGGAGAUAUUGCCUGUGAAACAUCACAAACUCUUCAAAAAACUAAGGAUGAAAUGUUAACGGCUGGAAAAGAGGCAUGUAAGAAUGCCAUUGAUAAUGCUAUUAAGACUCCCAAGUCUCUUAUCAGUUUAAGCAAAGGUACUCGCCUUCGAACAGAGCAAUUUAAACCAAAGUUCUUUGCUGGACGAAUUGCUAAAUCAGAUGAAGAAACCGGUGAGAAGUAAACCCUUGGGGACUGGAACUUAACCCAGCCAUGACCAUGUAAAAUGAUGGCCUAGUCGUAUUAUACUAUAUUCGAGUCCUAUCUCUAUCUUCAUGCAUGUUCGUAUUGGUGUCCGUGUCCAUUUGUAGUGUGCUAUUUCCCUGUGAAAAAUUCUAUGAGUACGGGUUUUCUCUUUUCCUUUUACCUACCUGCCUAUUUCUCUUAUAUUGAGUGAUGUGUAAUGCGUUAUUGCAUCAAUAUUACUGUUAUUGUACCUUUAUCGCCUUCUUCUCUCCCCAAAACUGUUGAUAAUUUUCUUUGAUCAACAAUUUUCACCAA
Messenger RNA from Olea europaea var. sylvestris, 1071 nucleotides. Its product is annotated as desumoylating isopeptidase 2-like. Bases 104 to 754 code for a protein of 216 amino acids. Gene Ontology annotation, molecular function: deubiquitinase activity. The transcript has a single exon. Lineage: Eukaryota; Viridiplantae; Streptophyta; Magnoliopsida; Lamiales; Oleaceae. Gene Ontology annotation, biological process: protein deubiquitination. The record is from RefSeq and is a predicted model, not a curated record.